AUGUUUAGUGCUUGUCUACGUUGGAACCAGACAGUUGCAAAUAAUUUUACACUCGAUAUAGAGCAAUCUUAUUCUUAUGGGAAUAAAACUUUAGCACCAAUAGCAGAAAGAAUGUCCAAAAAAUACAAUAUCAGUCCACCUCUUGAUCCGACUCGAUAUUAUUGGGAUAUGAAAUACUAUUUUCAAUAUUCAUAUGGGAAUCCUCUUAAUGAGCAAUUGGGUUGUGCCUACAUUACACAGUUUGUAAAUAGCGUUGAGGAUUACUUAAAUGGGAAAUCUCGGAUGGUAGCUGACCUUAAAUUUGGUCAUGCAUUUACUGAGAUGAUUGUACUUUCUACCUUAAAGUAUACAUUACAAAAAAAUUUAUAUUGGACUUCUACUAUAUACUUUGAAAUUUAUACUUCUCCAGGUAAAGAUACAUUAAUGCGACUUGUAGUUAAUUUUGAACCAUAUAUAAUUCCGGGUUGUGAUGGUGAAUAUUGUAAAUGGAGUAAAUUUAAGGAUAUUUUAAGUGGUAAGAUUAAUUGUGAUUUUGAUAAGUUGUGUGCUGCAUAG
Messenger RNA from Racocetra fulgida, 555 nucleotides. The record is from the annotation of a GenBank genome assembly. Lineage: Eukaryota; Fungi; Glomeromycota; Glomeromycetes; Diversisporales; Gigasporaceae.